UUUUUAUUUUUGAAAUAAGGCUUCUUGAUAAUUUUAAUUAAUGUUCAUUAAUAUUCAUCCUAUCUAUCUUCUUUGAUAUUUUAUAACUAUGGCUAUACUGACUGCAUUCCUCGAGGGACGUAAUGCAAGAACACGUGUGUGCAGGUUUAAGGACUUGUUAAUGAACUCCAGGUCAUUUCUAAAUUAAUUAAGAUUUCCACUCUGCCGCAAGAAUCACAGUCAUAGGUACCUGGCGCUGCAUGAAACCCUAUAAUUUAAUUUCUUUUAAAAUGAACCACAGUACUUUAGCUAAACUUAUCCCAUUUUCAUUGUGCAGCGUCAUGGCUGUCCGGUCGUCCAGCAACUACAAAGAAUUGGCAUCUGAAACGCUAUCACCACUGCACCUUCUGCGGCUACGAGGCGGAUAGUCCAUUCCACCUGAAACAACACAUGAGAGUUCACACAGGCGAGCGGCCAUUCCAGUGCCAUUUGUGUCCACAGAGCUUCAAACAGAAGCCCGCACUGAACAAUCAUCUGUUCACCCACACGGGCGAGCGGCCGUGUAAAUGCCACCUGUGUCCCCAGAGCUUCUCGCGAAAGUUCGCGCUGAUAAGGCAUCUGCGCACUCACACAGGCGAGCGACCAUAUCAGUGCCCUUCGUGCCCACAAGCGUUUAAGCAGAGUAGCCAUCUCAGUGCCCAUCUUCAUCAGCAUGAAUGCCGACCUGAAUUAAUCGAAGCGUCGAGAUCUUACAGCCUGUUGGUAACUGCGGAUCCCCAGAAGCCACAACCGAGGCACUACCACCGCUACCAUCACUGCAAAUUCUGCGACUACAAGACUAAUAACCUGCCCAACCUGAAAAGACACAACAGGAUUCAUACAGGCGAGCGGCCAUACAAGUGCCACCUCUGUCCCCAGUCAUUUAAGCAGAGCGGGCACCUCAGAUCGCAUAUGCGUCAGCAUGAACGCCAGUGACCAUUUCUAUGUACUACCUGUUGUUUGAGCUGUUUUGAACAGGUGCAUUUGAGUAGCUGUUUGAGUGCACAGUGGCAGUGCUUUGUUGCAUACAUGGUGUAAGAUGUAUACUCUUUAAGUGAGGACACUUGCGAGAUGCACGCGACCAUAGAGAGUA
Molecule: messenger RNA, 1111 nt
Organism: Rhipicephalus microplus (southern cattle tick)
Lineage: Eukaryota; Metazoa; Arthropoda; Arachnida; Ixodida; Ixodidae
Biological process (GO): regulation of transcription by RNA polymerase II
Molecular function (GO): RNA polymerase II cis-regulatory region sequence-specific DNA binding; DNA-binding transcription factor activity, RNA polymerase II-specific
Source: RefSeq, a predicted model, not a curated record